Molecule: messenger RNA, 6466 nt
Organism: Blastomyces dermatitidis ER-3
Lineage: Eukaryota; Fungi; Ascomycota; Eurotiomycetes; Onygenales; Ajellomycetaceae
Product: mRNA binding protein Pumilio 2
Exons: 6
Coding region: 2280-5078 (932 amino acids)
Biological process (GO): nuclear-transcribed mRNA catabolic process, deadenylation-dependent decay
Cellular component (GO): cytoplasm
Molecular function (GO): mRNA 3'-UTR binding
Source: RefSeq, a predicted model, not a curated record
AAUAAAAAUAUAAUAAAAAUAUAAAAAAAAAGCCAAACCGAGCAAAGAUAAGAAGUGCAAAGAAGAAAUGAACAUCCAUCACAACAGGGAACAAACGAACUCCGGAUGCAGAAAAAACGAAAAAGCAAAGAAAUAAGAAAGAAAAAAAUCAAAACAAGUGGGAACAGGAAAUCCUGGUUGCCGCGUUUGGAAGGAGGCCACCACCGCACCUUCACUUCUCUUGACCCCAAGACUCCAACAACAGCAACAGCAGCUCCUUCCUUGCUGCGGGAGUUGGCGAGUUAUCAAACCAUCCAACUUUCAGCCUCCAACCUCACCUCAACCUCCUCAUCCUCAACCUCAUCCUCAUCCUCACUUCCUCUCCUACCUACCUACCCCCUUACGAGCCUUCUGUUCAUACUCUCUCUCUCUCUCUCUCUCCCGCCAGCUCGACAUACAGAGCUACUUCUUUAUCUCUCUACGCACCACCCACCGGUCGAGAGAGCAAUCAGGAACAAGGGAAGGGAAUGCUGCCCGCUCUUUGCUCGGUGUGAGUCUUUGUACGCCCUCGUCUCAUCCACUGUACCACUCUUCUUCCCUCCCCCUCCUCCACCCCAGCAGGCCCAGCAGGCCCAGCAGGACCAGCACCCUGCUAGCUGUAGCCCGUCUAUCUGUGUGGUUCCCCGAUCUUCGUCACCCAAACUUCCCCCAAGCACCAACGACCCAAAAAUAGAGAGAGGAAAAAAAAAUGUAGCCAAGCAGACAGACAGACAGACAGACAGCCAGACAAACACACAGGAGAGAAAGAACGAAAGAAGAGAACGGGGAAGAUACCUACCCAACACAUCUCUUGCUAAUACCUCCAAAUAACUAACUAACUAGUGUUUGUUUCCUCCAGUGCACUGAAUUCCCUUGCACAAGGCCUGCAGUGCGAUCAUGCUUCCGUCUGUGUAACAGCUCAAUGCGUGUUCCGCUUCUCUUUGUCUCCCUUCGAUAGCCUUCCCGCCUGUGUCUUGCUUGCUGCCUCCCUCAAAAACACUUACCCACACUCUCUCGCACACGCACUUUUCCUCUUUCACCUUCUUCCUUCCCUCCCCUCUUUCUGCCUCCCGUGUCGUGAUUGCUCUCGCCCAUUUCUCUCCAGUCCCUCAUCCCCCCUCCUAAAACUGCCUGCUAUCACCCAAUAGUGGUCCUCUUUGCACUUCCUCCCCACCUCGUGGUUCACAUAUCCACCGGUCUUGAGCAACAUACGCCGCUCUCGACUUCUGAAACCUAUCCUCUCGUCUCUUUCCUCACCAUUGCACAAAUAUCAAGCGACUAGGGCAUUCGCGUCCUUCCGUUCUCCCUCCCUGUCCCUGCGACCCGCCUCAUUCGACCGAUUCGUUUAUAUCCUGUCCCAUAAAGAGAGAAUAUUAUAUAUCCCAAUGAGCUAUAGGGUGUCACCGCUACGCUAAUCGCGCUUCCUCUCAGGGCAGGUGAGCAGUGAGUUGAGUUGACCUCACUCUCGACUAGGCAAUUCUUUCUGCUCCCUCACCCCGGCUGCCUGCGGCGAUUUCUGCUGGCAAACGAAGACGGUGAUUCUGUUCUUUCUUUCUUGCCCGUCCCGUUGUCCGCUUUGCUCUCAGCUAGACUAUCGUUCUUUCCUAGUACAUCCCUACCCUACCUCUGUACCUAGCACUUCUCUACCGGUGCCUUUUCUUCAAUCCCUGCCACAGCAAAUAUAUCCUUUGAUGGGCUUUCUUUCUUCCCCUAAUCUUCUUGACUCUCAAUUAAUUUUUAUAUCUUUCCCUCCUUCUCUUGCUCCGCUUCUUCGAACUGACCUCCUCCUAUCCUCAGGUACCUUUUGAUUCCAGCCCCGGUAACCCCUUUUCCCUCUUUCAAACGCUGUAUAUUGUGUGUACAUGACCUGGUUAUCUCCGGCAUCAAACUGAUCAAGAGCAUCUCCUUCUUUUCUUUUCUUUUUUUUUCUAUUUUUUCUAUUUUUUCUUUCUUUUUAUUCUUUUUAUUUUUUUAUUCUUUUUAUUUUGAGUUCUUCUACCUUCUGGUGUCAUAUAUAUUACUUUUACCAUCCCUCUUGAUUCGCGAUUUAUGCGCAUGGUAUCCUGCAAAUAUAUCUUCUCUGUGAACGUUUUAUCUCUCUCUAUUGUACCGCUGCCCUGUUUAUUCUGUACCAACAAAACUUUCCUCAAAAGCUGCAAAUACCCUCGAGAUACCCUCAAGAUACCCCUUCAAAGGCAUAUUUGAUUUAUCAAUAGCUUUCACAAGCUCGUUCUAUUUGUUCUGAGCUGCUUUUUCCCAAGAUGACCUUAGCCUUAGCAGACAGUGGUGUCGCUCAGAGGAGUCGUGGCCAACCUUCUAAUAUCGGCUCUGCGUCCGCCAUGAAGGAGAAUGAUCGCUCACACGUACCCCAGACUUCAAGUAUUUGCAAAACAUUUGGUACCCCCAAGACAAACUGGAAAAAUAACAUCUGGAGCAAUGGUUCUAUCCCUGAGGUUCCAAUCGAAGGCAAAACCGGAUCCGGCUCUUUGUUGUCAAGUUCAGAAUCUGACUGUUGGACUGGACGUACCACCUUGCCCUGGGAUCUCUCCAAUUCAGCAUCGCAGCUACGGGAUCCGUUGGCUAAUCAUCCUGGCCAACCUGGCCCAAAUGAUCAAGGCACUCCGCUGAACAUUAACAGUACACCUGGCGUCAUGUCGUCUCCAUACUUUUCCGUUUCUCGAUCAUCGGCUAUCGGUAACCCCUCGCAUGCUCCCAAUAACAAGUCAUUUAUCACACAGCCUGAUAUGUUUCCCUCAUCCCCAGCCCAAGAUAGCUCUGGUCUCGUGGGGUUUAAUGCUUACAGACCGGAUGACGCUAGUCGUCGCCGUAUCAAUGGCACCCCUCUGAGGAAUAAUUUAGGUCCACGUCUACAAAACAAACAAGGCCUUCCCUUGGGCGACAUGGAUGCGCCAUUGUCCGAAAACAGCAUCAAACCGCUGAAUCUCCGUUCUUUCUCCCCAAACGGUACCGAUCAGGCCUCUGGGACAAGGGAUCAUGCACAGUAUGGCCACAUCUCCCACAACUCAGUUUCGAUUGUUCCGCAGAGGCCCGCCCACUCAGCCCAUGCUUCCUUCCAUUCCGAUUCGCAUGAAACUGUUCCUAGAUAUGCCGUUACUCAAAACGAGCUUGCGUCAGGCAUGAGCAAACUUCAUAUGCAGGAUGAUGGCUACCCCUAUAAUCACCACGUUUCACCUCAGCGACCGCCCUAUCACUCCCACGCGUCAUAUGAUGUAUCAUUGACCCGAUUCAAACCCUUUAUGGGAGCAGACGAUGGACACAGUAUCCACACGUCCGAUGAGCAAAUUGACAUCCCAGCUAAUCACCAAUUCAAUGCGCCCCGCUUGAACGAUAGAGGUCCUGCUUCACCGACCAUUAGCGAUUAUGGUCGUAGCGUGCACAGCUUUUACUCCGCUGGAGGGACUCCAAUAACCAACGGCCAGUUCCGGACAUCCUCUGGAAGUCGGCUGACAGGGCAAUUGCCGGAUGGACAAGCAGAGCUUCUUGAGCGAAAGCUUCGUGGCUUGCAGCAGGAACAACAGGAUUACAUACAAUCUACUGCAAACCCACUCCACGCGCGUCUUUCCAUUGCCCGCGGUUAUGGAUUUCCGGGUUACCAAGGGGUUGCCAGAGUGAACCCGCUUUCCAACUACUAUCCCGUUGCACCUUUCGGUGGACUAGGACCGGCGUCCAUCCUACCUCGUAACUCCCAUCGCGACCAGGAUCCAAUUCAAGUCAUUCGUAGUCCACUUCUUGAAGAGUUCAGAAUAAACAGCAAAAAUAGCAAACGUUACGAGCUGAAGGAUAUCUAUAACCAUAUCGUGGAAUUCAGUGGUGAUCAACAUGGGUCGCGAUUCAUCCAGCACAUGUUAGAAUCUGCAAAUAGCGACGAAAAGGAUCAAGUCUUCCGGGAAAUCCAACCUAACUCUCUUCAACUUAUGACAGAUGUCUUUGGCAACUAUGUCGUUCAAAAGCUUUUCGAGCACGGCAAUCAGUCGCAGAAAAGGAUACUAGCAAACCAAAUGAAGGGCCACAUACUUGCUCUAUCGACACAGAUGUAUGGGUGUCGAGUUGUUCAGAAGGCUUUGGAACAUAUCCUCACGGAUCAGCAAGCGUCGAUGGUGAAAGAGCUUGAAAACCACGUCCUGAAGUGCGUCAACGAUCAAAAUGGGAACCAUGUAAUUCAGAAGGCAGUCGAAAGGGUUCCUACCGUUCAUAUUCGGUUCAUCAUCAAUGCCUUUAAGGGACAAGUUCACCAAUGGGCAGCUCACUCUUACGGUUGUAGGGUCAUCCAACGAAUGUUGGAACACUGUAAAGAACCAGAUCGGCAGGCUAUCCUUGCAGAACUCCAUGCUUGCGCUGCCAGUCUUAUCCCAGACACAUUCGGCAAUUACGUGAUCCAGCAUGUCAUCGAGAAUGGCGAGGAGCAUGACAAGGCAAAGAUCAUCUCCAUCGUUAUCUCACGGUUGCUUGUGUUCUCGAAGCACAAGUUUGCCAGUAACGUGGUUGAGAAAAGCAUUGAAUUUGGCGCGGAGGGCCAACGAACCGAAAUUCUACGUCAAUUGACGACACCAAAUGAUCGGGGAGAGAAUCCACUCCUGAGCCUCAUGGGGGAUCAAUACGGGAAUUAUGUCGUUCAGACAGUUCUUGGUGAGCUCAAGGGGCCAGAGAGGGAAGCUCUUGUCAAGCAAAUUGAGCUGCAAUUGCCCGAGCUCAAGAAGACCAAUUAUGGAAAGCAAAUCGUCGCUAUAGAAAAGCUCAUCUAUGACUCACACAGCACUGGUGGCCGAUCUGGGGACAGCCCUUCCCAUCGCACAGCCGGAUCUCACACUUCCCUGAGUGAGUUGAACACCUCUCCGUCCAGUGCUAAUAGUAGCGGAGCACCAACAUCUCCUGCCGUGGGGACUCAGAGCUCCAGAGCAAGCUCUCUUCCAAGCACAAACACCAGCGUUGUCGAAGGUUCUAUGUACCAACGAAAACAGAGUACAACUCCAAUCUCGGAGCGCAAUGACGAUGUACAAGUUUCCGCAAUCGAGAACUCGGGUCUGAAGUCCGCACGUUAGUAUUGAUACUAUCUCGAUCAUACACUUCGGGUUGUGAUUAUUAUCGUUAUCAUUAUUAUUAUUCUAUUCUGAUUCCCUAUUUUCUUUCGCUCGCACAUUUACGAUCGCCACAUGUUUCUCCGACAUUUCACCACUAUUUAAUAUGCCGCAGUAUAAAAACACUUCUCUCCUACCCCGAUUGUGCGUACUGGCUCGCGGAUCGCCGCAAAAUAAUCGAAAGGAAAACAUAGAGAUCUUCCGUGGCAAAAUAAUAUAUCUCAUGAAACGUUGCUCCCUCACAUUUGCGGGUUUAUUAUAUUCAUGAUAUGACUGAUACCCACUAUGCAUUUACACCUAUGAAUUAGAGCACGCUGGUAUAUUAUUUUUUUUUUCUUUUUUUUCCCGCCUCCUCCCGAAGAAGCAGAAGCAGAGAUGGUUUUCUCCCUUUCUAUACCCAUUUUACCUCUACUAUAAUAUCUUCGAAUAUCCUUUGCGUACCUUUUUCCAUCCUCGAGCUGCAUCCCGUAUUCUUUCCCUUUAUAUUUAGUGUUAUAUUUGACACACCUACGCCCCUUUCGAUGCGGGUAAUUUAUUAGCCGUUUAAUGGUUUGUCUUCUAUUCCUCUCGGGUUUCCAUUCUACACUUUGAUUUUCCGUUUCUUUUACCUUGCUAUUACUUUAUAUUGUUACUUUUAUAUUUUUACAGUUUUAUUUUGUUCUUCAACUUCCUGCUGAAACCGGAAAAGGAUAAGCGAAUGAGCGUGGGGUUUUGUUUUGUUUUUAUAUUGUCCGUCAGGUGUCAUGGACUGCUUUUGUUUGUAUCUUCGCAAUACUUUGUGUCUUUCUCUUCUGUGAUUUAGUUUGUUUCUUUAUGAUUUCCUUUGCGUGGGAAAAUUUCACUUAUUUUACAGUGAAAAAUAAAAAGAAGUCGCCCUUUUUCAUCUCUCAUUACUCCUUUACUGCUCUAUAUACAUAACUAAUCCAAUGGCUUUUCUCAACGCCUGUUUUUUCUCAUUUCCGUUUUACGGUGCAAUCUAAAUGCUUUUUUUCACUUUUCUUAAUUUCAAGUGAUAUUAUGGAUGGUAGACGAGGUAGAAAACAGAAAGUAGACAAAACAAAAUGGCAAAGAAUUACUUCGAUAUUUGUCACUAGAGGAAAAAUAUUCGCUUGAUAAGCUUCUUUCCUCUUUCCAAUGUUGUCUACAAGUGGGUGGUUUCCAUGAAAGAGCAUUACCGCCCGCAUAGAUUGAUUGAUUGAUAGCUGUUAGUCAUUGAGUGAAGACAGGAAUGAGUACUUGCUUUGUUUGUUCCAGGUGAAAACUCUUCUGAUUCUUCUCUUGAGUUCCUAUAGAUAUAGUUAUUAUCAUUGAUUCCAUAAUAAGAAUGCAUGAGAUUUAUGCCACUACCAGAG